CCCCUCCUUCCCUGUUUGCAGAGAUUUUAUCCAAGGCGAGCAUCGAAACCCUCUUUAGGUUGUAGAAAAUGGAGUGCUUCUCACUAAGACUCAUAGAAAACGAAGUAGUGAGAGAAUGGCUUAUGGGAAGAAACGAGGUCUACAUUCCUCCUCAUCUUGUUGAAAGUUCCGUGGGUAUAUGCGGGGAUACCAGUUUUGGAAACGAAAACGAACGUUUACACUUCCUCAUGAGGCCAGUUGGAGUCGUCGACAACAUUUUGGUAGGACUGAAACUGGGAGGCACUUUCCAAUUCGCACUUCCCAAGAACUUUUCUGGUGUCGCUACUUCCAAGCGCUUUGUGGUGGACUUGAAAUCUUUCGAGAAAUUAGAGUUCCAUUGGUUCUCGAAUAACACGGUACUUGUCGACUGGAUGAAGUUUCCUACAGCUCAGUAUCGUAUGAGAUAUUUAGUACUCUUUGAAGCUCCACCACCUGGCAAGCUACCCUCGAAGUUAUUGAGAAGCUCAGAAAUUAUAAGCACAAGAGAGCAAAUGGUCUUGGAGAAAGUUGCUAUUUGUGGACCAGAUAGAGAGCCUCAUUUAUUGAAUGAAGAAGCCUUUAGACUAUGUAAUUAUGAAAGAGACGUAUUUCUGGAUGCUAUUCAUUACAUGAUGAGAAGCUUAGGAGUAUUCCACGGUUCGCUUCGUGUUACGGACUACCAAAAAAAUUUCGAAAAAAUAGUUCCAAUUAGAACAGCUAUUCACGUAAUUAGAAGUGAAAAGACGGAACACUUGAAGAUGUCGGAAAUGAUGAAUUAUAGCGUUCAUAGUCCGUUGGUGAAUAAGGCUUUGAACAAUAUCGUUGUGAUUCCAACAGGAAAACUUAAGCAUAUUUUAGAGAAGGAACAUUUUAUGGAUGAAUAUCGCCGUUACGAACCCUAUGCAAUGAUGGCUUAUGUUCGCCGACAAUUUCGCAGACAACGUAGAUCAGCAAAGAGAAAGAGAGCUUCAAAUACUUCAUCUACUUCAACUGUUUCAGACAGAGUUGUUGGUAGCUUGUAUGGAGACACAGUAGAAAAGAAUGAUGAUCCCUGUAUUCCAUUUUCAGAUGAGGCUAUACUCGGAAAUGUGAAAUCUGAAAUAUGCUUAUUGGACAAGAAGUUUUCGGUUGAUGAACAUUCUAUGCAGCCUGAAGAUGCUUAUGAUAAAGUUUGGACGUUGAAUGAAAUGGUUCCGUUAUCAACACAAGACUUUGGCUUUUCUUAUGAACCGACUUGCUUCAUCGAUGAACUUUAUGAUAUGUUCCAAGAACGAAACAUUUCAUAUGACUUGGAUGAAGCAGAAUUGCUGCAAAACUUUUCGUAAUAUUGUGCGAUGAUCAUAACUGAAAUAUGGAUAAGACAGAAGAAAGGAAAUCGUUCUGUA
Galdieria sulphuraria is the source of this 1403-nucleotide messenger RNA. RefSeq lists its product as uncharacterized. Bases 69 to 1343 code for a protein of 424 amino acids. The transcript has 5 exons. NCBI's taxonomy places the organism in Eukaryota, Rhodophyta, Bangiophyceae, Galdieriales, Galdieriaceae. The record is from RefSeq and is a predicted model, not a curated record.